AUCGAAAGCAAAGACACCAUACUCUCUUACCAUAUCUGAAACUCCUAGAUGGAGCGUAAUCUCGAGCUUCGAAAGUCUUCAUUGCUCAUGCGAAUCCCGAUCAUUCGACCUCCAGCAAGGCCAGAUGAGGCCACUCGAUGAGAUUUGCAUCAAGCAUCAGGGGCCUUCAAAAUCAUGACAUCACCUGCUUGGGCCAGAACACAGGUAGAGUCUCAUUCUUCAUAUAGCUGAAUAAUGUCAGGUGAAAGUUUCGGUCUUUGAUUCUGCUUAAUUUCUCGUCUUCUUCAUGCUCACCCCAACUCUUACUCGUACACUCCGCUUGCGUAGCAGUAUUGUUCGUACUAUUGUUAAAACACCACUUACUGCUCAACAAUCCAGUCAAAGACGAACAAUGGCAGACUUUAAACCCAAUGCAGAUAUUCCAAAGCAUGAAAUGGUUUACUUCCCACAGAUGACUACGGCUCUGCCUUCGUCGUCUGGUGAGUUCCGAAAGGUGCUGUUCACAGGUCUAUACUCUCAAGUAGUACUGAUGACUAUCCCUGUUGGUGGCGAUAUUGGCGAUGAAGUACAUACCGUGGACCAAGCUUUGACAUUCACGAGUGGCCAAGGAAAAGCUACAAUCAAUGGCAAGGAUCAGGAUGUCACGGCUGGCGAUUUGAUGGUGGUACCCGCUGGAACACAACAUCAAUUCGUUAACACGGGACCUACACCACUAGUCAGUGUUUUAUGACUCGAAUAUCAACUUCCACAGACGAAUUAUGCUGAUGAGAUUUGGUGCUAGAUCUUGUACACAAUAUAUUCCCCUGCAGAGCACAAGCCUACUACUGUACAUCACACAAAGGAGAUUGGCGAUAAAGAAGAGGAUGAAGGAAUUGACGAGGCACCAGAAUGGAGUCAGAAGAGUAAGAAGGAGAACGAG
Messenger RNA from Mollisia scopiformis, 919 nucleotides. RefSeq names its product RmlC-like cupin. Bases 392 to 730 code for a protein of 112 amino acids. The record is from RefSeq and is a predicted model, not a curated record. The transcript has 2 exons. NCBI's taxonomy places the organism in Eukaryota, Fungi, Ascomycota, Leotiomycetes, Helotiales, Mollisiaceae.